Molecule: messenger RNA, 930 nt
Organism: Aspergillus campestris IBT 28561
Lineage: Eukaryota; Fungi; Ascomycota; Eurotiomycetes; Eurotiales; Aspergillaceae
Exons: 2
Coding region: 176-796 (206 amino acids)
Source: RefSeq, a predicted model, not a curated record
GCCUCCCUGAUACGGACAGGGUGACUGGUCGUUCCUUCCUUUUCCAUUUACAUUCAUUCUCAUACGAAAGACAAAUCUCUCGAAUCUGACCAACCUCCACUCCUUACCGUCUUUCAUCUACUACCAUCUAUCAUCUACUGCCCUGAUCUCCCGUUCGCUAUCCUAUCCGCCCACCAUGCAGUACAAGUCUCUUUGCUUCCUUCUCUCGGUCGUGGCUUCGGCCGUUGCUGAGCCGAAGCUCGAGAAGAGAGGUUCGGGAGAUGACGCAUACUCGGCGGCAAUGGCAAGCCUCGAAUCCAACACAGACCUUGCCAAGAUGGCAACCGCAACUGAGUUCGAAAUGCCCACCGAUAUGCCCACCGAAAUGCCGGGGGAUUUCAAGAUGCCGCCCAGCUCGAUCAUCUCCGUGCUCAUGACUGCCGUCCCUCCCUCCUUCUACUCUCAGAUGGGAGACCCAGAUGCUCGCUCGUCGGUCUUUAACGACAUCCAUGACGGCCACUAUCCGGACUGGUACAACGAGCUGCCUAACAGCGUCAAGACCUACAUCUCCACGGCUUAUCAGACUGAUGCCCUCAGUAAGCCCACUGGUGGUUUCACCACUACUGGUUCUUCUUCUUCCGAGACGGGCCCCAGCUCGAGCUCCAAGGAGGAUUCUAGCUCUGGGUCCAGCACGGGCUCGGAUUCCAAGUCUUCAUCGCCUUCUGCCACCUCUGAGAGUAUCGCCGCGCCUACUGGAGCUCUGGCCGCUGGCCUGGCUGGCGUAGCUGGUGUUCUGGGCCUGGCUAUUGUGCUCUGAUCGGAGAUUGAAUGUGCUUUUGAACAGCCUUCGAAUGGAAUUUGGAGAAAUCGUACUUCACAAUCUGUGUGUUAGUAGUACUAAUUUGAUAUUUACCUGAUCCUAAUUGUUGACGUGAAUGAGAACUAUACUGC